Messenger RNA from Anneissia japonica, 3895 nucleotides. RefSeq lists its product as uncharacterized. Lineage: Eukaryota; Metazoa; Echinodermata; Crinoidea; Comatulida; Comatulidae. Gene Ontology annotation, biological process: DNA integration. Bases 90 to 2861 code for a protein of 923 amino acids. The record is from RefSeq and is a predicted model, not a curated record. Gene Ontology annotation, molecular function: nucleic acid binding. The transcript is spliced from 2 exons.
UGACCAGCUGCUAAAGGGUCCAGAUGUCAUUAGUAACUUAGUUGGAGUGCUGUUAAGGUUUAGGCAAGAGAGAAUUGCAUAUAGAAGCAAUGUUCCACCAGGUGAAAGUCAUACCAAGCGACCGAGAUGUCCUUCGUUUCUUGUGGUGGGAAGGUGGAGACACAAGUAAGCCUGUUAAAAUGUUUAGAAUGGCAGUGCAUCUGUUCGGUGCGACCUCAUCACCUUCCUGCGCUGGCUAUGCCUUGAAGCGAACUGCUGAAGACAACGAACAUGACAAUGCAGAUGAAGUUGGAAAACGAACGAUAGACGCCAUCCGACAUAGUUUCUAUGUAGACGACUGCCUGACUUCCACGAAUGACACAAAAUCUGCAGUAGAACUAGCACAACGACUUAGGUCAGUUCUAGCAAAGGGAGGUUUUAGAUUAACGAAGUGGAUCAGCAACGCUCGUGAGGUUCUCGAUAGCAUUCCCGAGUCCGAGAGAGCUCCUUCUGUAUCGCUGAAUCUGGACGAACUACCAACUGAACGAACGCUGGGUGUGUCCUGGGAUGCUGAACUUGACGUGUUUAAGUUUGAGGUUGAUGUAACAUCUAAGCCCAUGACUAGACGAGGUCUGUUGUCGGUGACCAGUUCCAUCUACGAUCCGCUAGGAUUCGCAGCUCCUUUCGUUCUUUAUGCUAAAUCCUUACUCCAAACUGUUUGUCGAAGAGGAUCUGAUUGGGAUGAAGUAUUAGACGAUUCUGAGGUAAAGGUCUGGAAAGAAUGGUUAGCUAACGUCCCUAACUUAGUCAAUGUUCGAGUACCUAGAUGGAUGAUGCUAGAACAAGCAGUCAAGACCACCCUACACAUCUUCUGCGAUGCAUCUGAGAGAGGAUAUGCAGCAUGCGCCUAUUGCCGAACUGUCUCUAGUGAUAAUGAGGUAAAUGUUGUGUUUGUUAUGGGUAAGGCGAAGGUGACUCCACUUAAGAAGGUUUCCAUUCCUCGUCUGGAAUUGCUAGCUGCUGUAUUGGCCGUGAAAUUAGAAGGCAUGAUAAAGCGGGAAAUUAACGCUCGCUUCAAAUUUGAACCUACCGUCUUUUGGAGCGACUCAAUGAUUGUACUUGGUUAUAUCGCCAAUGAGAAUAAACGCUUCAAGACGUUCGUAGCAAAUCGUGUAACGUGUAUUCGAGAGUCGUCAAACCCUGAUCAGUGGCGACAUGUUCCGACUGAAGUCAAUCCUGCCGAUGAAGGAUCGAGGGGGACUCUGCUACUGAAGAGUUGGAUCAUCGGUCCUGACUUUCUACGCAAAGACGAAGCGAACUGGCCUGUUAAUAGACAUGCAGAGACUCAAUCAACUGACCCUGAAGUAAAGGUGAACGUCUUCACACAAGCGGUAAGAGUCAAUAUCCAAAGGAACUUAGUACUAGAAGAGUUGUCAAGUAAGAUUUCUUCUUGGACCAAACUCGUUAGAGUAUAUGCGUAUGUUCGGCGAUUUAUUGUAAGAGCAAAAGGGGCUACAAACUCAAACAUGACAAGUUUAACCGUAGCAGAGAUUGAGGGUAGUGAAAGCGGAAUCAUCGCAUGGAUUCAGAAAUCGGAAUUCAAGAAAUGGCAAGCUGAUCAACGAUUGAAGAAAUUUCAGCCAGUGUUAAUGGGACAUCUACUCAGGGUAGGCGGUAGAAUUGAUCAGGCAAGAGUAGAUGAUGCUAUAAGACAUCCUAUCAUUCUUCCAGCAUAUACUAAUGUUACUAACCUCAUUAUUCGCCAUUAUCAUGAAGCUGUAGGUCACAGUGGGUGGAUGUCGACUCUAAAUGCGCUACGUCAAAGAUUUUGGUUGCUGAAGGGCCGAACUGCAGUGAAGAGUGCACUGAGUCACUGUGUUAUAUGUAAGAAGUAUGGAGCAAGACCAGCCCAACAACUAAUGGCCAACUUACCCGCUGAGAGACUUGACAGCGACAAACCUCCAUUCACGAAUGUUGGUGUAGAUUUUUUCGGGCCGUUUAAUGUAAAGCAAGGUAGGAGCACAGUUAAACGAUACGGCUGCAUCUUCACUUGCCUCGUGAGCCGAGCUGUUCAUCUAGAGUUAGCAAGUAGUCUUGAAACAAACUCAUUUAUCAAUGCACUGAGAAGAUUUAUUGCAAGAAGAGGGCAACCAAAGAAGUUCUUAAGUGACAAUGGAACCAAUUUUCAUGGAGGAGAAAGAGAACUAAAAGAGGCGAUCAAGAAGAUGAAGACAGAUCAGAUUGAAGAUUUUUGUCAUACUAGAGGGUUUGAGUGGAAAUUUAAUCCAGCUAAUGCUAGUCAUUUCGGAGACGCUUGGGAACGCCUAAUCAAGUCAGUGCGCAAAAUCAUGAAUGGUGUGCUAAGACAACAGACCGUGAGUGAAGAAGUGCUGACGACUGUCCUGACAGAAGUUGAGUCAAUCCUGAACUCAAGACCAUUAACUGAUAUUUCUCAAGACCCCAGGGACGAAGAACCCUUAACACCCAAUCAUCUUCUCCUUCUUAGGAAAGGGCCUGAUGCACCUAUAAAUAUUGGCUUAGACAAAUCUGUCUCAUAUGGGAAAAAAAGAUGGCUGCAGGUCCAGUAUCUUGCAUCGCUGUUCUGGACUAGAUGGAGAAAGGAGUAUCUACCGUUAUUACAACAAAGACAUAAAUGGACGACGCCUAAAGAUAAUGUAAUGAUCAACGACAUAGUCCUCCUCGUCGAUGAAACAACUCCGCGUGGGAAAUGGCCAAUGGGCAGAGUGCUUGCGGUGCGAACCAGUAGUGACGGUAAAGUUAGAAGUGUCGACGUGAAGGUGAACAAUAACAUCCUGAAGCGACCUAUUGCAAAAUUAUGUAUUGUUCAUAGGGAAGCAAUUGCUAAGGCAGUUAAUGUGUAAAUUCAAAUAGUUUAUGAAUUUACAGGGGGAGUGUUAUCGAUCUCAUUAUCGCACUUUGUAUGUAGCGCCCUCUUGCGAUUUUAUUAUCUUGUUUAUGUUUUCUGUACGUUGCAUUAUGGGGUAGCUUUCCUCUGUUCGCCUUUGCGCGUGGGUUUUAAAUUCAGUAGCAUGUACCGGUUGAAGGUAAAAACACGUGUGGCUACUCAUUGAGUUUUUGAAUCCUGUAUAUUAUGGGUAUGUUUCUAUAUUUUCUUAUAUUAAGAUGAUCAGAUUGUUUUAUAUUGUUACAUAGACUUGCCAUGUUGUGAUUUAAUGCUUGAUAAAUGCAAGUUUAUAGAUUAUAUUGUGAAAUACUGCUAUUAAUUUAUAGCCUAGGCCUAAGUUCUUUUCUUCACCGCCGGGCAAACAGUACCUUGGCAGGUGUGAUGUACGUCUGAUAUUGGUUUAGGCCUAUUUCUUAUUAUAGUACAAUACGUGGCUAUAUACCGUAUACAAUGAUUAUGCAGUAUUAUAAUGUUUAGAGGUAAAUUCAAUAUAUAAUAUAGUUUCUGAAUGAUGUUAUUAAGUAUUUAAAGCUUACAUAGUUAUAUAACAUUUACUACAAUCUAUAGUAUUGUAUAGCUGAUGGAUGUUAAAUCUUGGUACAGUAAUUCCUUUGUGUGAAUUUAUUAUUUUGUGUAAUACACUACAACAUUACCGUUUUAUUAUAGCAUGAUUAUUCAUAUGAUAUAGUUUAAUACUAUUUAAAUCACUGAUUUAAAUGACGAUUUGUUUACAGUAUUAUCUUACCUGAUUGCGGUUGUAAUCCUGAUGAUAAGGAUAGCAUUUGAUGAAAGAUCUGUGUAUUGAUGCUAGCUUCAGUGUGCAGUUGUAUUGCGCCAUAAUUUAUUCACCAGGUCGGUGCGAAGUGACGAAAUAAAUUAGUCUGACAAACUACAGGAACUCGUCUCGUAUCCUACUUUGCGUGUAAUAGUUUGGCGCCCUCAGUGUUAUCUGGCUAGAUACCACUACAGUUGGUAAUAUAGAUAUUGGGC